AAAAAAAAAAAAAAAAAAAAAAAAACUUACUCUAAUAGAAGACCGACUUCUAUCCGUCCUACCGUCCGACCUAAGACCCCUUUGAUGAGCCGCAACCCUAUAUACCUUUCAUCAUGGUACUGGUUGGCCAAGGAGGUGGAGAAAGAAGAGGCUGUGAAGGUACUUGGCUAUAGUGGAUGGGUGAAGGAGGUGGAGGAGGAAGAAGGUGUGAAGGUGUUUGGCUAUGGCGGAUGGGUGAAGGAGGCGGAGGAGGAAGAAUGCGUGAAGGUGCUUGGUUGUGGUGGAGUGGUGAAGGAGGUGAAGGAGAUGGAGGAGGAAAAAGGUGUGAAGGCGCUUGGUUAUGGUGGAUGGGUGAAGAAUGUGGAGAAGGAAGAAGGUGUGAAGGUGCUUGGCUAUAGUGGAAGGGUGAAGGAGCAGCUGGAGGAGGAUGAAGGUGUGACAGUGCUUGGCCAUGGCGGAUGGGUAAAGGAGGUAGGGGAGGAAGAAGGUGUGAAGGUGCUUGGCUAUGGUGGAUGGGUGCAGGAGGUGGAGGAGGAUGAAGGUGUGACGGUGUUUGGCCAUGACGGAUGGGUGAAGGAGGUGGGGGAGGAAGAAGGUGUGAAGGUCCUUGGCUAUGGUGGAUUGGAGAAGGAGGUGGAGGAGGAAGAAGGUGUGAAGGUACUUGGCUAUGGUGGAUGGGGCAAGGAGGGGGAGGAGGAAGAAGGUGUGAAGGGGAGGGAGAUGGAGGAAGGAGGUGUGAUGGUGCUUGGCUAUGAUGGAUUGGUGAAGGAGAUGAAGGAGGAAGAAGGUCUGAAGGUGCUUGGCCAUGGUGGAUGGGUGAAGGAGGUGGAGGAGGAUAAAGGUGUGACGGUGUUUGGCCAUGGCGGAUGGGUGAAGAAGGUGGAGGAGGAAAAAGGUGUGAAGGUGCUUGGCUAUGGUGGAUGGGUGAAGGAGGUGGAGGUGGAAGAAGGUGUGAGCGUACUUGGCUAUGAUGGAUGGGUGAAGGAGGGGGAAGACAAAAAAUGUUUAAAGGUGUUCGACUAUGGUGGAUGGGUGAAGGAGGUAAAGGAGGAAGAAUGUGUGAAGUUUUUUUGCUAUGGUGGAUGGAUGAAGGAGGUGGAGGAGGAAGAAGGGGUGAAGGUGUUUGAAUAUGAUGUACAAGUGAAGGAGAUGAAGGAGGAAGAAGGUGUGAAGGUCCUCGACUAUGGUGAAUGGGUAAAGGAGGUGGAGGAGGAAGAAGGUGCGAAGGUGCUUGGUUAUGGUGGUUAGUAAGCUUCCGAUGCUUUCCUACUUGUAUUGUCCUAACAUCU
Chara braunii is the source of this 1289-nucleotide messenger RNA. The record is from the annotation of a GenBank genome assembly. Lineage: Eukaryota; Viridiplantae; Streptophyta; Charophyceae; Charales; Characeae.